This is a messenger RNA of Vollenhovia emeryi, 2391 nucleotides long. RefSeq lists its product as uncharacterized. The transcript has a single exon. The record is from RefSeq and is a predicted model, not a curated record. Gene Ontology annotation, molecular function: aspartic-type endopeptidase activity. Lineage: Eukaryota; Metazoa; Arthropoda; Insecta; Hymenoptera; Formicidae. Gene Ontology annotation, biological process: proteolysis. The coding region runs from base 1 to 2391 and encodes 796 amino acids.
AUGUCAACAACUUUCGGAGCAGUCAUCGAGAAACAAAACAAUUUGUUCGGCCUUAUCUCUCGAGCACUUGCCAAUGCAAAAAAGAAAGGAGAGGAAAAGCUUAAUUCUCAUAAUCUCGACGCUCGCAUCAAGUCUCUCGAUAGUUAUUGGGAACGAUUCCAGGACAAUCACGAUACUCUGGUUGGCGCUCGAACGGAGGAAACACGUAAGCUUCCCUAUUUCGCAGAUGACCUUUACGCGACCUGCGAAGAGGCUUAUUUCAGUUCGCGAGCCGGUAUCUUCAUGCUCCGUGAAUUUCUUUCCACUCAGUUAUCCCAAUCAGGUAGCGCUAAAGCUCAAUCAAGCAUGGGUCGAGCCUUACCGAAGAUCAGCUUGCCUAAAUUUUCUGGCGAAUACCAGGAGUGGCCGCCCUUUCGCGAUCUCUUUAAAUCGAUGGUGAUCUUCAACACCGAGAUAGCUGCGGUAGAGAAGCUACAUUAUUUAAAGUCGCAAGUAACCGGAGAAGCCGCUCGACACAUCGCUAACAUUCCGGUGACCUCAGAGAGUUUUGAACGCGCGUGGAGUGCUCUCACCGACCGAUAUGAAAACAAACGCGUCAUUGCAACGACUAAUCUCGACCGUUUGUUUAACCUCAAGCCAAUUACACAAAAAUCAAGCACGGAGUUAAAAUUAUUGCUCUCCACCACCAGAGAGGUAUUGGGCGCUUUAGAGUCUCUCGGACUACCAACGAAGUCGUGGGAUGUACUCAUCGUUUACUUCGUCACUCGGCGCCUCGACGCGAAGACCCUUGAAGCCUGGGAGCUUGAUCUGGGAACAUCGCAGAAACUCGCAACCUUAGCCCAACUGGAAACCUUUUUGGAAGGAAGGAUUCGAGCCCUCGAGUCCGUUCAAUCCCGCUCUCUUGGCACGACAACCUCAUCGCCGAAGUCGAGCAGCAAAUCCAAACCGUCAGCUCGCUCUCACGCCACUGCCGUCAAUCAAUCUGGCUGUUCCUACUGUGGUGCCUCUCAUUAUAUUGCAUCGUGCUCGGAAUUUUCAGCCAAACCAUUAUUGGAGCGGCAGAAUCUCGUGUCUCAAAAGUCACUCUGCUUUAAUUGUUUAGGCUCACACAAAUUAAGCGAGUGUCGAUCUUUAAAACGAUGUCGAAAAUGCAAGGGUCAGCAUCACACCUUGCUUCAUCGGGACGCAGCAGUGCCCUCCACGACAACAUCCGUCGCAGGUACUUCUACGGACACAGCUUCCACGAGUUCACCGAAGACCACGUCAUCAGCCCCCUUAUCAACGUUAACGGCCUUGUACUCACAUUCUGCUGCCGCUCUUCAAAACCACUCUCGAGUGUUGUUGGCUACCGCCUCUGUCACUCUCAUCAACGAGAAGGGAGAUAGCGUAAAGGCAAGAGCUCUCUUGGAUCAAGGAUCUGAGAUAUCACUUAUCCGGGAGUCACUCGUACAGCUAUUACAGCUUCCGCGCGCACGUUCAUCUGUUUCAAUUAUGGGUGUAGGCGCUCACAAUAUCGGUACCUCAAGGGGCGUCGUGACUGUGAAACUUCGAUCACGCUACGACCCGUCAAUGGAAAUUGCAGUUUCGACGUUCAUAAUUCCAAAGCUCACGGGCCGCAUACCCUCAAGUCCUGUUACGACUUCAUGGAAGCAUCUUAACGACCUGCAGUUGGCUGAUCCGGACUUCGCUACACCAGGUUCAAUAGACAUCAUCCUCGGAGCCGAUAUCUACGGUUCCUUGCUACUCGGCGACAUUAAACGCGACCCGUUUAAUUCACUCGUCGCUCAAAAUACCACAUUGGGCUGGAUCGUGUCAGGGCCGCUUAACUCUUCGUCAUCAUCGUCUCGCACAGUUUCAAUCCUCUCCUGCGGCACUCCUUCCGACCUCGAUCUUCACGAUACGUUACAAAAAUUCUGGGAACAAGAGGAUGUCACAUCGAUCACAUCCUCCUUCAUCACUCCGGAAGAGCAAGCGUGUGAAGAUCAUUUUCGUACCACGCAUUCUCGGGAUGACACCGGUCGAUAUAUUGUUCGGUUGCCCUUCCGAUCAACCUCCACUCAACUCGGCUCUUCUCUAACAGCAGCUCAACGAUCCUUCGCGAGAGUCCGUCAACGCAUUCUCCGUGACGAGGCUUUCGGGAAGCUCUACUCCGAGUUCAUGGAAGAGUAUGCAAAUUUAGGCCAUAUGACACCGAUCUCGUCUUCAUCUCACCACGGCAGCACAUCGGUUUUCCUGCCUCAUCACGGGGUUUUGCGUGAAGCCAGCUCGACUACUAAGUUGCGCGUCGUCUUCAAUGGAUCAGCACGCACCACCUCCGGAAUCUCACUCAAUGACUGCCUACACGCCGGUCCGAAGCUUCAACUCGAUCUCGACGCAGUCAUCUUGCGCUGA